This is a messenger RNA of Delphinapterus leucas (beluga whale), 1089 nucleotides long. Lineage: Eukaryota; Metazoa; Chordata; Mammalia; Artiodactyla; Monodontidae. The record is from RefSeq and is a predicted model, not a curated record.
GCAGAAAUUUUGGCUGUGAAAUUUCACACUACGAUAACUGAGAAGUGGGGAUUCAGCAUGGAGUACUGUCGUGGCCAGGCUUACAUUGUGUCCAGUGGAUUUUCUUCCAAAAUGAAAGUUGUUGCUUCUAGACUUUUAGAGAAAUAUCCCCAAGCUAUCUACACACUCUGCUCUUCCUGUGCCUUAAAUAUGUGGUUGGCAAAAUCAGUGCCUGUUAUGGGAGUAUCUGUCACAUUAGGAACAACUGAGGAAGCUUGUUCUUUUUCCCAUCAAUCACCACAACUGCUUUUAGAGCUUGACAAUGUAAUUUCUGUUCUAUUCCAGAACAAUGAAGAAAGGGGCAAAGAACUGAAGGAAAUUUGCCAUUCUCAGUGGACAGGCAGGCAUGAUGCUUUUGAAAUCUUAGUGGACCUCCCACAAGCACUUGUUUUAUGUAUAGAUGGUAUAAAUAGUGACACAAAUGUUAGAUGGAAUAACUGUAUAGCUGGCCGAGCCUUUGUACUCUGUAGUGCAGUAACAGAUUUUGAUUUCAUCGUUACCAACAUUGUUCUUAAAAAUGUUCUAUCUUUUACAAGAGCCUUUGGGAAAAAUAUUCAGGGGCAAACUUCUGAUGUCUUUGCAGCCAGUAGUUUGGCUGCAGUGCUGCAUUCACUAAAUAAAGUGAUGGAAAAUAUCGAAGUUUAUCAUGAAUUUUGGUUUGAGGAAGCCACAAAUUUGGCAACCAAACUUGAUAUUCAGAUGAAACUCCCAGGGAAAUUUCACAGAGCUCAGCAUAGUAACCUGGAAUUUCAGCUAACCUCUGAGAGUUACUAUAAAGAAACUCUAAAUGUUCCAACAGUGGAACACAUUAUUCAGGAACUGAAAGAUAUCUUCUCAGAACAACACCUCAAAGCUCUUAAAUGCUCACCUCUGGUACCCUCUGUCAUGGGACAGCUUAAAUUCAAUACAUCAGAGGAGCAUCAUGCUGACAUGUACAGAAGUGAUUUACCUAAUCCUGACACACACUCUGCUGAGCUGCAGUGUUGGAGAAUCAAGUGGAAACACAGAAGGAAAGAUAUAGAGCUUCCAUCCACUAUUUAUGAAGCCCUU